Messenger RNA from Mycena citricolor, 7953 nucleotides. Lineage: Eukaryota; Fungi; Basidiomycota; Agaricomycetes; Agaricales; Mycenaceae. The record is from the annotation of a GenBank genome assembly.
AAGCGUCGUCGUUUUCGACCAAGUCAAGGACCAUAGGCGCGUUUGGAGGCAGCUUGACGCGUUCGAAUCCUCCUGCUUCCCGGGAAAAUGGACCGCGGCCUCAUCGUUGCUGCGCAGCUUUCUUCGAUCUUCCCUUCAACGCAAGCGGCAUCUUUUACUGUUCUCACGAGUCGCCACACAUCCGCCCUCCCUCCCGUUCCAGACGCGUCAGGACCACCAGUCGAGCAUGCAUCCUACUCAGCCGUUCUGCACACCCCCGACACCGGCACCAUUCUUCUGCGCGUCCUCCAUGGCGGCGUGAUGCUCGAAAUCAUCUCGUUGUCCACAACCAUUCAACCCGUGCGACUGGUAUUUCCAGUGACCGUGCUUCCAUCCCCGGCCGUUUUCCUAUGGGGAACACAACUUCAUGUUAUGGCCGUCACGAGCAUAGGGUCUCUGCAUCGCAUCGUCAUUCCAACCAACGGAGGCGUAGACUUGUGGCAGGGUCAAACGAACGGCAUAACCUCUCAUGAAUACCAAAUUUCGAACUUUCCCACAGCUGGCCCUGUCCUCGUUCAUGUUCAAGGCACACAUUGCGUGGUCAUUGGCCAGCCCGGAGGUGCGAUACUACGCUUAGAAUCGGAAGGUUUGGAGACGCAGGAUGGAGAAGAAGAAUGGGCGGAAACUUUGUUCCAGCACGGCUCGUUCUUGACGUCCUGGACCUCGCUCCUUCCCCUCUCAUCGACGCCAUCGAGUGGCUCUGAAAUUGUGUCGAUCGCCACUCACCAGUGGCCGACAGACGUGGGACAUGUGUGGACUCUGUCCCGGGACCGAACACUGCGGUUCUGGAAAGCGAAGGUCGGCUGUGUGUCGAGCAAAGUGCUCACGCUUGUAUCCGGGCGCGAGACUUCGCCGGUGCCCUCACGCGCAGGAACACCGUUGAUACUUCUGGACUCUGAACGCCAGACGCUGCUGCGAGUGUUCUCUUCAGAGUCAAGUGACGACCAUAUCUAUGUGCUUGCAUUCGUUCCUGGCCCACACUCUCCUUUGUCUGGAGGCACUUUCCAUCUACUUGGGACGGUCUCUGAUCAAUUCUACGAGAUCGGCACCAUUGAAUGUUCGAAAAACAGUGCUCAUUGCCAUUUACAAGACUUUAUGGUCAUCUCCGAUGUUCUAUACACUCUCUGGGAACGGCAGGGCCAGUCGCUAGUGGAGCGAAUGCAUCUGCGGACAGAUCUUUUGGCGGACGGCGAACUAUUCCAAGCUCAGCCCUGGCACUCUUCGUCUUACGCGACGGAACCAGAGUUGACUCCGGGAUAUCUGGAAGAAUUGCUGGUGACUCCAGGGUCUAUGACGGACAAGUUUUUCGAAGCGAUCAUGCGCCCGGGUAUGUUCUCUGCGCUGACACUGCAGACGGCUGUCGACCAAUACUCCGAUGCCUGUGCCUCUCUCCCUGGGCCGACUCCGCCGCAACUUUCCGCGAGUUACAGCACGAUUGGCGAGACCAUCGCAGCUGUGGUGGGGUGCACCGUGACUCUGAACCGAGAUCCUCAUACUGGGGCUUUGCAGCACAGCCAGUACUGGAAUGCGCUCAAACGCGACUGGGAAGGCUUCAUUGCGAGGUGCCGGGAACUGGAACGCAGUGCUCGCUGGCCGUUGGUCCUCGGUGCCAAGGGGGAGGGCGACAUUAUCGUUGUUGAAAGGGAGCGCGUGGGCUCGUUGGUGACAGAGGAUCUCCCGAUCCGGCUGCGGAGGAAUCUUGGCGAGGACAAACUCAUGGACCCGGCGCAUGCGCUGCUCGGAGUGCUAUGGGGCCUGCAGGCACAGUUGGGGGCUGAGUUCAUGCUCAGCUUGGAGAGCCGACUUGCCGACAUUCUCAGCCAAGAGAUCGCAUUCUCGUUCACGGAUAUCAUCCAGGAUCAAGUGGCGCGCGUCAAAUUUGAGGAGGCACUGGAGAACGGAGCGAGAAGCUGGAUGGACGGCCGGCUACAAACGAUUCCAGACAUCGAUGCAGCCACUCGCUCUGCCUUGGAUGUUAUUGGCGGGUUUGACUCCGACGUGAAGAGAGAAGAAGACGAGGUGGAGAUGCUGUUGCCUGUUGCUCAAUCGGACUGGUCUCGUGCGUUGACUGCGGCGUAUGUCAACACCACCGUCAACGCCCGCUACGACCUCUGCCUCUCGUUGGCCACACUCAUGUUUUUCUUUGCCGCAGAUCUCGCCGACUGGGAUCCGGCUUUGCUCGCCGAGGUCUUCGCUGUCUUCCGUGGGAUUGCCAUCCUGCGUUUUCUCACGCGACAGUCGACUAUGGAUGAGAGAGCGACAGAGGCAGAGUCCGAUGACGUUAUCGCGCGGCUUCAGAAUAUGAAUGUGUCUCGCGCUCAGAGGCAGAUCAGCAUCCGGCAUUCCCUGAUCCACCGCCUUCUUGUCCAAUCUUCGGACACGCUGAAUCUUCUGGGCUCCGCACAUCGCUUCCUGGACUCUACGGGGCUUCUGCAGUCUGUCACACCUGCCAGCGCAACCAAGUAUGAAGUAAUCUUCUGCGAGCGAUUGCGUGCUCUGGGGCAUCAUGAAAGCACGAGAGAAAUCCUGUCUUGGCUGCCGCGCACCGCAGGUGUGAUUUAUGUCCAAGCGAGACUCUGGCUCAGCAUUGGCCGAGCCGAGGAUGCCGCACAUCUGCUUGAAAAGCUGGCUGGCGCAUUUGGCCCCGAGAACGCUCUAAGCCAGGAAGAUCACGAAGCGCUAUCGUUCGUUCUUCCGGCAACGGAUCCUUUUGACUCGACCUUCUUCUUCUAUCUGCACGCCGCCAAGCUUUUCAAAGCAGCAGCUCUGGUGCAGUACGAAGUCCAAUUCACGGCGCUUGCUCUUUCUACAGCGCCACCCGAGGGAGAUCUGACCUCGCUUUGGAGCACGGUCAUCAAAGGCUUCACUGAUCUCGGGCUAUACGAUGAUGCAUACUCUGCUCUAUUAGCGACUCCAUCCGAAAAACUCAUACGCGAAUGCAUCGCAUAUCUCGUCUACCGCAUGUGCGAAGACAAUGCCGUCGAGCAACUGGUCGGUCUGAGCUUCCCCGGCUUUGCGGAAGAAGUGGAAGAGGCGUUGUCGUUCAAAGCUCGGAAUGUGGAUCCUCGCAUCCUGCCCAGCUAUUCGCGCAUCCUCUACUCGUGGUACACUUCCAGAGCAGACCAUCGUAACGCGGCUCUGGUCAUGUAUCAGCGAGCGAGGAAAAUCCAAGACCUUAUCGGGCUAGAUGGGUCGCUGGCUGCUUCUCUGGCGACUCAGCAACUAGAUGCAUAUCUGACCGCGAUCAACUCAUUGUCUCUGGUCGACGAGAAGGGCUCUUGGUUCCUCUUACCUCUGCUGCAUUCCGAGCAACCUCGAAAACGGCGGCGAGUGACGAGACACAUUCCCGACUCCCAUUUUACGCCUGGAACACAUGACCGCGAACUUGUCUCGCUAUCGGAUAUCCAGUCCGACUACGCAUUGGCAGCUGCCCAGGCGGAACUGGUCAAACGGGGUCUCUGGACAGAGCCCUUGUUUGAUCUCCCACCGGAUUCGAUCGUCCUGCGCCUUGCCCAAGCGAACCGAUUCACACUCGCCAUCGCCACUGCCACCAGUCUACAAGUGGACAUGUCAGAUCUGUUCACUCACUUGACCAUGCAGUGCUUGCGCCUCACCCGCCGUUCGAGUGCUGUUUUACAAGAGGACACCUCCGAUUGGUUGCUGACAGACAAGACGUCCUCAUGGCCUGGGACUCCUGCUGAACGUGGUUGGAGGUUCCUUCGACAGUCGCUCGAACGGUCCGACGGGCCCAGCACCGACUACAAAUACAGCAAAAUUUCUUUGGAGACCGUCCUCGGGCAAUCCAAAGCCUCCCCGCCCCCUUGGCUCGUCAACACCCUCGAGCUGCAUCACCCCGAAUAUCUCAUCCGCAUCCAUCUAAAAUACGACAAGCUGGACGAGUCUAUAGCGCACACAAUCGCCCUCAUAAAAAAGGCGGAUGCGCAGGUGUCCCAGGACCCAGGAAAGCAGACCGCAGUCACAUGGUUGCCCUACACACUGGUCGAUCAAGUCCUCCUGGCUGCCUCGGAAACGGCACCGGGUGCACCACCCCCCUCUGGGCUUGUGCAGCUCCGGUCACUAUUGGACAGUCGGUUAAAACGGAUGCAGAAAUUGAGCAUCAAGUUGAUGCCGUGAUCUCAUGGCUUGAAGCCCCGCGGAAACACUUGUCGGACGUUGAUAUUUACGCGUGUUGUUUGCAUGUAAUUGGCGAAUGCUGUCCACUCUGUGUCGUCUGCUGGACCCAAAUGGGCCGGCAGUGUGUUUUCCAAGAUCCGAGGCACUCCUGAAUAAGAAUAAGCGCGCGCACACUCGGGUCGGCAAAGCUGGAUUGCCGAACCGUGGUAUGCUCUUCUGCACACUGGUCCAGACAUGAUCACAGCGUCUCCGGAACGCAGUAGGAUGGGAACGGGCUCGGAAUCACGAGUAUGGCCGCCGAUCAGGAAUAUCGCUGCGUUUCCCAACCUAGAUUGACAGUCGUGUCAGUCCCGGAGGCAUCUUUGAGCAAAGAAAACGCAUACGAGAUUGAGACCAGAGGCGAUGUUGCACAGACUUCGGACCGAUCGACGUGCGCCAUCAGUGUGUCCUGGAAACAUGAGGAACAUGGAAUCAGCUUCAAGAGACCGGGUAACCUUGGUUUGAUAAAAGUUGACGAUUCCAGCAUCGGGUUCUGACGGACAGCGAUGAACGGUAUGAUUUCACCAAUUGGAGGCGUAAAUACCAUAAUCAUCAGCCCAGGUCUUCCACCCGGCUUCUUCCUCGCCCCAGUCUAGACCGGCUUCGAGAUCGUACACCUGGUCCCAAUCGACACUGCAAACUGCCCUGCGGCACUCGUCUGCGAGCAGGCGGUCGAUCUUGCUCGUGACCCGGCUAAAGUCGUAUUGCUUGGUGCCCCAAUGGUAAAACUGAGACGCACGUCAACAUUCAGCAAGGUUGUCGCGUGUGUGUGAAGAGGGAAAAUGAACCCAGCCGAGAUUGGCCCAGCGCAACUUGGGCAGCAGAGCCUCCGGAGUGGUCUCCCGCGCGUUUGCCGACGGGGCAGCGGGCAGUUUCUGAGCCGUAGCAAGAUCCUCGAAGUUCGCUGCGCUGACUGCUGUGUUGUUGAUCAGCUGCCGUGGACCCACCUCUUCCGGCAUCGUCUCGGUGUCUCCGGCUCGGAGGGGUUGGACGUGGAGUGAUUCUCCGUUGUCACGGCGUCGGCAGAGAGACCAGAGUCCUUCCUCAGGUAUGGCGUAGUGGACGUCAAGGUUGGUUGGAUUAGGAUGCUUCGAGUGGUCCGCUAAACACCAGCGGAUGAGCUGUCUCUGCUUCUCCGGCGAAAGAAAUCCGGGCAAGAUCACUAGCCCUAAUUUCGACGAUUGUAGCAACAGUCGCGGCGAGGAAGAUUCACGCCUACCAGGAUGAUGAUCGGUCAAGGCGUAGGCUGCGACGUCGGCGGAGGGAGAAAUAGAUGGCACCUCGCGGUAUCCCGAGAGUGCAGUGCCCUUCCACCUCCCAUCUUGCACUUCCCUCGAGCGGGUCUCAUUCAGCAAAGCCAGGUCCAACACGUCUGAGAGAUCCGGAGGGGGAAAUCGUGCCUAAGAGCCCCCAUCGAAUCAAAUUUCAUCGACGAAAUUCUCCGCCUCUUACUCUGAAUCGUUUCUCAGCGACUCUGAAUGGAGUCCAAUCAUGCUCAAUGGCCUUGUCCCGGCUCUUCGUGGAGGCAAGAUAUUGCUUCCGCGCCUAGUAGACGCAAGAGAUGACAAUCACGUAGAAAGCUAGCUGCUGAUUAUGCACCUUCUUGUAGGCAGGGCUCGUCGGGUCGAGUACACCGCUAGACAUGGUUGCAGCAAGAUGAAGAUUCGCACAGAUCAAUGACACAUACUGAUGACGGCACACCAAAAAGUCGAGAGGUCGGCUCGCAUGCCGGAAGCAUAUAUGUCACUCUAAAAUCUUUACCUACCUGCUCCGAGAUUUAGUUCUUCGAGCACGCCGUCGUCUCUCUCUCUCUCAAUGUCGUUGUGGCUCCCCCGCUCGACGCCGGGCCUCAUCGUUCGCUCAUGUAGAGCCCAUGGCGCCGCCGUCAUUCCUUCCCUCGCGCGCCCGGCGGCUUUGGCCUUCAGCCCCGCUAUAUCACGCUCUCGCCGAUUCCAGAGCACGAACACGAGCACAAGCACGCCCUCGAAAUCUACCACCCCUGUCUCGGUAGAUUCGAAGGAAGUGUCAGAGAACAAAGGCAGUUUGCCAGCUACGAAGGAGCCCGCGAAAGGCCCUCUACUGACUCGGGUAUGGAAGAAAGUCAAGCACGAAGCGGCACACUACUGGCACGGAUCCAAGCUCCUCGUGUCUGAAGUUCGCAUCUCGGCCCGUCUGCAGUGGAAGAUUUUGCACGGAGAGGCUUUGACGCGACGCGAAAAGCGUCAGCUGAAACGUACAACCACGGAUCUCCUUCGUCUGGUGCCAUUUGCGGUCUUCGUCGUCGUUCCCUUCAUGGAGUUGUUGCUCCCCGUCGCCUUGAAACUGUUCCCUAACAUGCUGCCAUCCACAUUCGAGGACAAAUUUGCUGCUGAAGAAAAACAGCGCAAGCUGUUACGUGUGCGGUUGGAAAUGGCCAAGUUCUUGCAAGAAACCCUCCGAGAGUCGCCGCUGAAAGCGAACGCUCAUAUCGUCGGCUCUGAUGCAUUCAAGGAGUUCUUCCGCAAGGUGCGGUCCACCGGAGAAUCGCCAUCUGCCGCCGACGUCAUCAGCGUCGCCAAAUUGUUCGAUGACGAUUUGACCCUGGACAACCUUUCUCGACCACAGCUGGUUUCGAUGUCUCGGUACAUGGGCCUCAAUGCAUUUGGGACGGACAAUUUCCUUCGCGGCGCCAUCCGGUCUCGGCUGUUACAUCUCCGUCGUGACGAUCAAGCCAUAGACUCGGAAGGUGUCGAUGAGCUAUCCACUUCUGAGUUGCAGGCAGCCUGUCAGUCACGUGGUAUUCGCACGGGAGGUGUUUCGCCCGCGAGGUUGAGGGAAGAGCUCAGCACUUGGAUUCAUUUGCACUUGCACAACCGCGUUUCUGGUGUUCUUCUUGUGCUUGGACGAGCCUUCAACUUUGACAAGAAGCCCGGCGAGACUGAGGAUGGAAAGACCAGCAUCAUCAAGAGUCUGGAAAGCGUGCUGAGUGGUCUGCCCGAUAACUUGCUCAACGAAGCCGAACUCGAGGUCGAUUCUGACAAAGCCAGCUACAAGCAGAAGCUCGAGGUCUUGCAGCAACAGGAGGAACUUAUCGAAGACGAAGAGGAGCAGGAGCAGAAAGAGGAAGAUGCGCGCCGUGCUAAACGAGAGGCCGCCGAGUUGGAAGCUCGCACAGCGCAAUCUCUUCUGCCCGAUUCGGAGCUCAUCCCGGAAAUUGAAGCUGACUCUGCCCGAAUGACGACCGAGCAGCUCAAGGAACUCGCCGAGGCUAUGUCUGUCAUGUCUGCCAAAUCCAGUGUUCUCAAGGAGCGCGACGAAUUGCGUGCUCUGAUGGAAGAAAACUUACAGGCUGAAGAGGAUCCGAAAUCUCCAUCGGGGGCUCUGACGAAACGGAUCCGGAGCAUGCUGAACAAGAUCGACCAGCAAUUGGAGGAAUACGAUGCCCGUGUCGGCAACUCGCUGCAGACCAUGUCGUGUGACGCCCAGGGCCGAAUCUCCGUCGACGAUCUUGAAAAAGCGCUCGCUGUCAUCCGCCACAAGCCAGACGACGAAGUCGGUCAGGCGGUCAUCCAGAAGUUGGAUGCGGACCAGGAUGGCUUCGUCGAGCUUGAGCACGUGCUCGGUCUUGUCAGGGAGGAAGGACUGGGAAUCGUCAUGGAAGACGAAGCCGCCAAAUCGCUGCUCGGCCAGGGCAGGGAGCUCAUGAACUCAAGACCAACGCCCAGGAAAGAGGACAUUGUAAAAGACGGGGACGGAUCAUAG